AUGAAUAAUAAACUAUUAUCUUAUGAGAAAGAUCUGGUGGACCAUAAGAAAUACAAAUUACAAAGGGACAUUCGAGAUUAUGAACAUAAGAAAGCCUUUGUGCGUUCAGCCAAUCAACGACCUAAGAGGAGGAGCGUAAGUUUUCAAAAGGAUAGAUCUGUUUCCGGUCAGCAAAGAAACAGGAGUUUCAUUUCUGGUGAAAAUUGGGCAUCCUCGGUAGAAGAGGAAGAAAGGAUUAAUGAAGAUUGUCCGGACUUACAGGGAGCGGCGAAUUCAGAGGCAUUUCAGAGAACCUUUUGGGGUUCCAAUGGGCAGAACAAUAUGACCAGGAAGCAAGAACUAGCGGUAUUAAACAAAGGUUUGAAGUUUAUACUGACAGUUCUGCCUAGAAUAUAUGAAAUUAAAAGUGAAAUAUUUGGUUUAGUGCAUAAGAUGCACUUGAAAGACUAUUUCUAUAGCAUUAAGCAAAAGGAAAUGAUGAUAGAUUAUGUAGAAACAGAUUCUGAAAGUAGUGAAUGUACAAGUACAACUUCAGAAUGCAAACUGGAAGAUUUCUCUCUAAGUGGAUACAGACGUAAUGGAGAUGUUAUAAUCGGAGGUCUUUUUACAUGCAGAGGAACAAUCUAUACACAGAAUGAUUUUAGAAGCAGGCCAAGUAUUUUCUCGUGCACAGGAAUUGACAUAACACUAGUUCCUGUUCUACAAGCAAUGGUAUUUGCUACUGAUGAGAUAAACAAGAACUUUAACCUUCUUCCAAAUACCUCACUAGGAUUUGGAAUCUAUGAGGUCUGUUUCGCAGUUUCUAGAACUCUUCUGGGCACUUUCCAGUUACUGUCUGGGGAAGAAAGAAAUAUACCAAAUUAUCACUGUACAAAAGGCAGAACAUCUCCACUGGCAGGUAUAAUCGGAGAGGCCAACUCAGAACUUUCAAAAAUCAUUGCGACUGUAUUAGGUAUCUACAGAUUUCCACAGAUCAGUUCCAACUCCUUAUCAUUGUUAUUAAAUGAUAAGUUCCUGUAUCCAUCUUUUCUGCGAACCCGUGCUAGUAGCUUGGAGUAUUUUCUUGCUGUUGUUCAAAUGAUAAAACACUUCGGAUGGACUUGGGUUGGGAUUUUAGCUGAUUUGCUUGAUACUGCUAUUCAAAUCAGUCAGAAGCUAAAGGCAGUACUUGAUGAAGCCGGAAUUUGUGUGGAGUUCCAAACGUAUUUGUCUAAUUUCGAUCAGGUGGCUGAAAAUAUAAUAUCAUCUUCUUCUAAAGUUAUUUUGGUUAUUAGUUCUAAUUUUGGUGCUACUCUUGAUGCAUUAUCAAGAAAACAUUUUAAAGGAAAAGUCUGGGUUGGUGGUCAGGAAUGGCCGGAAUUUGUAAAUGUUUCUAAACAUGCUGAGUUAAUUCUUGGAACUCUGUGGUUUUCCUUCAGAACAGGAAGAAUGCCAGGUUUUAUCGGUUUUCUCAGUGCUCUGCAUCCAUUAAAAAAUCAAGAUGACCCUUUUACUGUAGAUGUUUGGAAAGAGUUGCUUGGAUGCACGUGGUAUAAUUCUCAGCAAAAUUUAACAGGAAAUAAUGAUAAAACUAUAUGUACUGGGACAGGAACUAUAAGCUUUUUAAAUAAUCCCUAUCUAAAAGAAGACCGCAUGGAUAUAUUUUAUAGGACUUACAAUGCAGUAUAUGCGUUUGCUCAUGCUUUACAUAAUCUCCAUACCUGCAUACCCACCGAAGGUCCCUUUGUAAAUGGAUCUUGUUCUAAACUAAUGAACUUUAUCCGAUGGCAGCUUUUCCACUACUUAAAAAAUGUUCAGUUUUCAAACCCUGUUGGUGAUGAUAUCUCGUUUGAUGAAGCUGGGAAUAUAAUCGGUAUAUAUGACAUUCUAAAUUGGCAAUGCAGACCAGAUGGUGUCCUGAGUUACCAGAGUGUGGGGGCAUUUCAUUCUAAAGCACCUUCUGGCAAGACCUUACUUAUCAAUGAUAGCGCCAUCAUGUGGCAUGGAGGUCAAAAACAGGUUCCCAGAUCUGUUUGCACUGAGAGUUGUCCUCCAGGGUUCAGAAAAGCAAGACAACAAGGGAGACCCAUCUGCUGCUUCGACUGCAUUGCAUGUUCUGAAGGGGAAAUUGCCAACCAAACUGAUGCUGUCAUAUGCCUGCAGUGCCCUCCAGAUCAGUGGCCUAAUGCACAACAAAAUAAAUGUACCCAGAAACCAGUAGUGUUCCUCAGGUACGAUGAUCCAUUAGGAGCGGCACUGGCCUCCAUUGCCAUCUGCUGUUCCCUCCUGCCUGCAGUGAUCCUUGUCAUCUUUAUCAAGUUUGCUGAAACGCCUGUUGUAAGAGCCAACAACCGACAUCUCAGUUACCUGCUUCUAACUGGUCUUAUGUUCUGCUUCCUCUGUUCUUUGAUUUUUCUUGGUCAUCCAAGCACAGUUUCCUGCGUGAUGCGACAUGUUGUAUUUGGCAUUAUUUUUGUUCUGUCCAUCUCUUCUGUGUUAGCUAAAACAAUUACUGUAGUAAUUGCAUUUAAUGCUACGAAGCCCAAUAGUUCCUUGACAAAAUGGGUUGGGCCACAGCUGUCUUAUAUGAUAGUUGGAAUCUGCACAUUUCUACAGGUAGCUGUUUGUGUCACUUGGAUUAUUUCCUCCCCUCCCUUUCCACAAAAGAACUUCAACUUACAACCAGGAAAUGUCAUUAUUGAAUGCAAUGAGGGUUCAACCAUUAUUUUCUACUUCCUGUUAGGAUACAUGGGCUUUCUAGCUAGUAUCAGCUUUGUUGUAGCAUUCAUGGCUCGCAAGCUUCCUGACAGUUUUAACGAGGCCAAAUUUAUCACGUUCAGUACGUUAGUUUUUGUAAGUGUUUGGAUCUCUUUUAUUCCAGCCUACUUAAGCACACAGGGAAAAUACACAACUGCUGUGGAAAUAUUUGCCAUCAUUUCAUCUGCUGGUGGUUUGCUGGUCUGUAUAUUCUUUCCAAAGUGUUAUCUGGUAUUAUGGAGAUCUGAGAGGAACACAAAGGAAUAUUUAAUGGGUAAAGGUAUGUGCACAAGUAAAAAUAUUAAAUAAUUUUGAAUUUGUAGCACAUUUGUAUUAAGCUAUUUACUGAGCUGAUUUUUCA
Molecule: messenger RNA, 3097 nt
Organism: Protopterus annectens (West African lungfish)
Lineage: Eukaryota; Metazoa; Chordata; Ceratodontiformes; Protopteridae
Product: extracellular calcium-sensing receptor-like
Exons: 8
Coding region: 1-3045 (1014 amino acids)
Biological process (GO): G protein-coupled receptor signaling pathway
Cellular component (GO): membrane
Molecular function (GO): G protein-coupled receptor activity
Source: RefSeq, a predicted model, not a curated record